Eremothecium cymbalariae DBVPG#7215 is the source of this 372-nucleotide messenger RNA. RefSeq names its product tropomyosin TPM1 (gene TPM1). Gene Ontology annotation, cellular component: actomyosin contractile ring; actin filament. Bases 1 to 372 code for a protein of 123 amino acids. The transcript has a single exon. Gene Ontology annotation, biological process: mitotic cytokinesis; actin filament organization. NCBI's taxonomy places the organism in Eukaryota, Fungi, Ascomycota, Saccharomycetes, Saccharomycetales, Saccharomycetaceae. Gene Ontology annotation, molecular function: actin filament binding. The record is from RefSeq and is a predicted model, not a curated record.
AUGGAGAACCAGAUCAAGUCGCUUACUGUGAAGAACGAACAUUUGGAGGAGGAGUUGGAGAAGUUGGAGUCUCAGUUGAAUGAACACAAGCAGUUGGCGGAGGAUUCUACUAAUUUGCGUUCGCAUAACGAGAAUUUCACCAAGAAGAACCAGCAGUUGGAAGAGGAGUUGGAGGAGAGUGAUACCAAGUUGAAGGAGACGCUGGAGUUGUUGCGGGAGACGGAUUUGAAGUCGGAGCAGUUGGCGCGGAAGGUUGUUUCGUUGGAAAACGAGGUUCAGGACUGGGAGACGAAGUACGAGGGGUUGCAGAGCAAAUAUGCGUCAGCCAAGGGUGAGUUGGAGGAGAUUACUGCUUCGUUGGAAAAUUUGUGA